Molecule: messenger RNA, 4278 nt
Organism: Kwoniella botswanensis
Lineage: Eukaryota; Fungi; Basidiomycota; Tremellomycetes; Tremellales; Cryptococcaceae
Exons: 13
Coding region: 1-4278 (1425 amino acids)
Biological process (GO): long-chain fatty acid biosynthetic process
Cellular component (GO): fatty acid synthase complex
Molecular function (GO): magnesium ion binding; holo-[acyl-carrier-protein] synthase activity; 3-oxoacyl-[acyl-carrier-protein] synthase activity
Source: RefSeq, a predicted model, not a curated record
AUGGCCGCUGCAGGUUUGGAUCAAGAAAGUACAGCUCGACGUGAGCUCACGUCAAGAUGUAUCGCUAUUAUGAACCGAGCGGACCCUAACCUCAUUGAAUACAUGAAAUACCACAUCGACAAUGUUGACCAAACCAAAGGUCCCAAUUAUGAGAAAGUAAAGAAGUUCGGUCAGAUUUUGUUGGAGAACUGUCAAGAGGUUGUUGACAAACCUCCUGUGUACCGAGAUGUCGCUCUUCCCACCGCUCCUCAUACCGAAGUAUCCGCUAAAGGUGAUAUCGUCUACUCCGAAAUCUCAAGACAGAAUGUUAGGAAGCUUGAGAGUUAUGUCAAGGGUGAAGUUGAACCGGCUGUAAACCUCGACAAAGUUCAAUCCGAUAUCGAUAAACUUUGGGAACUUGUAAACUCUCAGCCAUCCAUCACUCCUGCUCAGAAAGCCGCUAUCAAAUCGAUGUACGGUGAAGUCAUCAAGUCGUUGGGUAAAGACGCUGUUGUGGAGAACCCUGCUGUAGCCAGGACCAAAGGUGCCAAACAGAGAAGAUCCUCAUCAUCCUUCUUGAGACCAAACGUAGAAGAUAGAACGGAGGUUGAAGAAGCUCAUUUGCCCUUCUUACAUCUCAAGAGAAAGACCGGUACUAGCUUCGCUUAUUCACAAAAGCUCACUAAUAUCUACUUCGACGUCCUCACUGAGAUCGCUACCUCCGGUGUCACCUUUGCCAAAAAAGCUGCUCUUCUUACCGGUGUAGGCAGAGGAUCUAUUGGUGUUGAGAUUCUCAAAGGAUUGCUUUCGGGUGGUUGUACUUGUAUCGUCACGACUUCUCGAUACAGUAGAGCUGCUGUAGAUUACUACAAGAACAUCUUCCACGAGAUCGGUUCUAAAGGAUCUAAACUUAUUGUUGUGCCAUUUAAUGGAGCCUCCAAACAGGACGUCGAAGCCCUUGUAGACUACAUUUAUUCCACUCUCCAAAUCGAUCUCGACUACAUCAUCCCAUUCGCCGCUUUGCCCGAAAACGGUAGAGAAAUCGACGGUAUCGAUGACAAGUCCGAACUUGCUCACCGACUCAUGUUGACCAACUUACUCCGACUCAUGGGUGCUGUCAAGGUGAAGAAAGCCGCCAGACAAUUCGUAACUCGACCUACUCAAGUUGUUCUCCCCCUGUCCCCCAACCACGGUAUCUUUGGUAACGAUGGUCUCUAUGCUGAAUCCAAGAUAUCUCUCGAAACUCUCUUCAACAGAUGGUCAGCUGAAUCAUGGGGUGAAUACUUGUGUAUCGCCGGUGCUGUCAUCGGUUGGACUCGAGGUACUGGUCUUAUGUCCGCUACCAAUUUCGUCGCUGAAGGCUUGGAGAAGCUUGGUGUUAGAACUUUUUCAGCCAAGGAAAUGGCUUUCAACAUUCUCGGUUUAAUGCACCCUCUCCUCUUUGACGUCAGUCAGAUUGAACCCAUCUGGGCUGAUCUCAAUGGUGGUAUGGACCGAGUCGCUGGUCUUGCCGAAGUCAUGACUUCUAUCCGACUUGAUCUCAACAAAGUUGCCGAUCUCAGAAAAGCUAUCACCGUUGACAACGCCGCGGACUUCAAGGUUAUCAACGGAGGUGAUGCUGAAAGACUUCAUCAAAAAGUUGCUAUCGCUCCUCGAGCCAACUUCAACUUCGACUUCCCCAAGAUCGAUUCACCUGACAUCCUCGCUGAACUCAACCACCUCCAAGGUCUUAUCGAUCUCGACAAAGUCAUCGUAUGUACCGGUUUCGCCGAACUUGGUCCUUGGGGUUCUUCCCGAACUAGAUGGGAGAUGGAAGCGAAAGGAGAACUUACCAUUGAAGGUUGUAUCGAAUUAGCCUGGAUGAUGGGAUACAUCAAACACUUUGAUGGUAAACUCAAGAAUGGUCAGACCUACGUCGGAUGGGUUGAUGCCAAAUCAAGUGAUCCCGUAGAUGACAAAGACGUUAAAUCCAAAUAUGAAAAAGACAUCAUCGAACACGCUGGUAUCCGACUCAUCGAACCCGAUCUCUUCUUCGGUUAUGACCCCAACAGGAAAUCUUUCCACCAAGAAAUCGAGCUCAACCACGAUCUUGAACCUCUUGAGAUAUCCGCUGAAGAUGCUCAACGUUUCAAGCGAGAACAAGGUGAGAAAGUCGAUGUUUGGGCUCAAGAAUCGGGAGAAUGGUUCGUCAAGUUCAAGAAGGGUGCUAGAGUCUUCUUACCUAAAGCUGUCAAAUUCGACCGACUUGUCGCUGGUCAACUGCCUACUGGUUGGGAUGCUAGACGAUUCGGUAUUCCUGAAGAUAUCGCUAGCCAAACCGACCGAACUGCUCUUUGGGCUUUGGUCUGUGUUAUGGAAGCUUUGGUCGCAUCCGGUGUAUCAGAUCCUUACGAGCUUUACAAAUUCGUACAUCCAACAGAAGUCGGUACCGCUCUUGGUUCAGGUAUGGGUGGUAUGCACUCUAUGUCUGCGAUGUUCAAAGAUAGACGAGAGGAGAAAGACCUGACAAUCAGUUUCAUCAACACUGUCGCCGGUUGGGUCAACUUGCUCUUGCUCUCUUCUUCCGGACCCGUGAAGAUCCCCGUUGGUGCUUGUGCCACCGCGCUUCAAUCCGUUGAGAUUGCAUGCGACUCCAUUUUGAGCGGUAAAGCCAAGGUCAUGAUUGCUGGUGGUUUCGAUGACUUCUCCGAAGAAGGUUCUUUCGAAUUCGCCAACAUGAAAGCUACUUCCAACGCCGAAACCGAAUUUGCCAUGGGUAGAGAACCCAACGAGUUUUCUCGACCUAUGACGUCCACUCGAGCCGGUUUCAUGGAAUCUCAAGGUUGUGGUGUCCACAUCAUGAUGUCUGCUAAAACUGCUCUUGAAAUGGGUGCUUCCAUUCAAGGUAUCGUCGCUUACACCUCCACCCACACCGACAAAGCUGGUCGAUCUAUCCCUGCUCCCGGUCGAGGUAUCCUCGCCACUGCUCGAGAAAUCACUCUUAAAGAACCCCUUCCCCUCCUCGACAUCAAAUACCGAUCUCGACAACUUACCUUCCGAAGAAGACAGAUCUCCCAAUGGCUUGAGAACGAACACGAGCUCUUGCGAAUGGAGUUGGAGACUCGAAAGGAUGCCAAAGACAACGAUGCCUGGUUCCAAUCUCGAGUCAACUUCAUUGACGAUGAAGCUAGAAGACAGGAGAAAGACGCUUUGGCUACUUUCGGAAUGUUGGAGGGAUCUCACCCUAACAUUGCUCCUUUGAGACGUGCAUUAGCUGUAUGGGGUCUUGACGCGGAUUCAGUCGGUGCUAUCUCAUGUCACGGUACUUCCACCAAGGCCAACGACAAGAACGAGUCUGGUGUAUACAACUUACAAUUCGAACAACUCGGUCGAACACCUGGUAAUGCCGUUCCUGUCAUUGCUCAAAAGAGUUUGACAGGUCAUCCUAAGGGUGGUGCUGCCGCUUGGAUGUUCAACGGUAUGAUCCAAACUCUGAACUCCGCGUUGGUACCUGGUAACCACAAUGCCGAUAAUAUCUCUGAGGAACUACGAGCUUUCCCUCACUUGUUCUACCCAUCUAAACCCAUUCAACAUGUCAGAUUAGAAUGUGGUCUAUUGACUUCGUUCGGUUUCGGACAAGUAGGUGGUCAAGUUGCCAUCGUACAUCCUAGAUACCUGUACGCAUCUUUACAACCUCACGAUUUGGAAGAAUACAAGAAGAGAAGAUCAGAGAGGGAAUUAUCAGCAUACUCUAGAAUGUCACAAGCGUUGGUCAACAACAACUUGGUACAGAUCAAGGAUGCUCCUCCAUACUCGGCUGAAUUGGAAGGUGGUGUAUUGUUGAACCCUCUCGCUCGAGCUGGUCCAUCAAAGAACAACUCUUUCUCCUUCCAAGGGAAAUUACCUUCGGCUAUACCUCUUAACCCCAAGAAUGCAGAGACUCUCAAAGCUCUUUUCGCCCAGUCUAACGAUGUUAAAGGUGUAGGAGUCGACACCGAAUUGAUCUCUAACGUUCCUACUUCUGAGACAUUCAGACAAAGGAACUUUACCGAUGAAGAGAUCAAAUACUGUACUUCUGCACCUGAUCCAACAGCUUCCUUCGCCGGUCGAUGGGCAGCCAAAGAAGCAGUUUUCAAAGCACUCUCGGUCCCUUCCAAAGGAGCUGGCGCUUCACUCAAAGAAAUCGAGAUAGUUUCGACAUCCUCUGGACCAGAGGUGAAACUCUCUGGAGACGCUCUUGCAGCAGGUGGUAAUAAGAAGAUUAAAGUUUCUUUGAGUCACUCUGAUACGUCCGUUGUAGCAUUUGCUGUUGCUCAAUAG